UCCGACCCGGAAGCGAAAUAGAGAGAACUUCCGUUCUUUGUUCUGUCCGGGUGUGUGGGUCUGUGACAGGGUCCAACGGGGCCUGGUCUGUGUCCGGCCCCCCAAAUCUCCCGUCCCUGCCCCCAGGCACUGCCAUCAACUUAAAUUAGAAUUCCCAGCAACUUGCACAGAGGCUUCCAAAUCCCCGAUAAUUGCUACUCUGGUCUUCUAGGACCUAACUCCAAAGAAGGAAGGAAAGAUUCCAGCAGUGCUUCCUGCUGAGUCUGCAGACAGUAGACCGGAGGCCCAGAACUUCUAGCCCUACUCAUGGAAACUCAGGCUGAUUGUGUAUCUCAGGAACCGCAGGCCCUGCUUGAGAGUGCUCUUCCUUCCUCGAAAGUUCCUGCAUUUUCCAACAAGGACAGCCUGGGGGAUGAGAUGUUGGCAGCUGCACUCCUGAAGGCCAAGUCCCAGGAGUUGGUGACGUUUGAGGACGUAGCUGUGUACUUCAUCCGGAAGGAGUGGAAACGUUUGGAGCCUGCUCAGAGGGACCUCUAUAGGGAUGUGAUGCUGGAGAAUUACGGGAAUGUGUUCUCGCUGGCUGUGGGCGAGAGGAAGUCAUUCAUGGAGAAGGCAGAGAGGAAGGUGUUACGGAGAAGUUGGGGAACUGUCUGGAACUGCCGUCUGAAGACCUUGGAACAUAUGUUGUGAUCGACCUCCCAAUAUGUUUUUGAUUUCUUAAAGCUGUAAUGAAACUCCCCACUCUUUUGGCUCUUCUUUGAGAUUCGGCCGUGGACUAUCCCUAUUUACAAUCACUAGGCUGCUUGUCAGUCAUGCAGGUUUCUGAACCCCCAAAUCAGACCUGUCCGCUAAUUUCUGAGGUUAGAGCCUAAAAACGUCCACUGAAAAGGAAGAACCAGUAAUGGAACAGAAAAUAUUUCUGGAAGGAGAGGAGCAGGGUCUUGUAAAAUAUUGUUUGUUUUAGAGAAGAGGCUCCGGGCAGGACCGUUUUUUGGAGUUGGGGGGAGGCGCUGAGCAUGGCCACUGCCGUGGAGAUUGAGACUGUGGAGUUCUAGGAAAGACCCCCGCACAGGUCAAACUGCUAGGCCAUGAACAGUUAGUGUAGACAAGAACCAGCCACUUCUCUGCCCGCACGCUGGUCCCUCGUGCUCCUUCAGAGCAUCUCCGUGAGACCUGGGAAUGAUCUCAACCGCUGUAUGAAAGUUGUAUUUAUUUUUUACAUCUCUUUGAAGCUGCCAGAGCAUUUUAUUCAUCUGGUUUUCCUGAUUAUUCCUGUCUCCCAUUAUGAUUCUUCCUCUCAGUCCCUGAGUAUUUUUUUUUCUUUUUUUAGUCCCCGAGUA
Molecule: messenger RNA, 1340 nt
Organism: Mustela erminea (ermine)
Lineage: Eukaryota; Metazoa; Chordata; Mammalia; Carnivora; Mustelidae
Gene: ZNF3
Product: zinc finger protein 3
Exons: 6
Coding region: 307-690 (127 amino acids)
Biological process (GO): regulation of DNA-templated transcription
Source: RefSeq, a predicted model, not a curated record